Molecule: messenger RNA, 276 nt
Organism: Prunus armeniaca (apricot)
Lineage: Eukaryota; Viridiplantae; Streptophyta; Magnoliopsida; Rosales; Rosaceae
Source: the annotation of a GenBank genome assembly
AUGUCUCAGAAGGGAAGAUGCAUCGGAGGCAAUUCCGGGUGGACUUUUAACGUUGAAAACUGGACAGAUGGAAAGAAGUUCAAGGCCGGAGAUAACUUGUUUUCAACUAUGAUCCAUCCUCCCACAAUGUUGCAGUUGUUGAUGCCAAUGAAUUUACUAGUUGCAGCGCUUCUUCAAACUCUAAGACAUUCAGCACCGGCAAAGAUCGAGUCAAAUUAUCGAAGGGACUCAACUAUUUCAUCUGCACCGUCCCCGGCCACUGCAAUGGGGGAGUGA